Molecule: messenger RNA, 4633 nt
Organism: Arabidopsis arenosa
Lineage: Eukaryota; Viridiplantae; Streptophyta; Magnoliopsida; Brassicales; Brassicaceae
Source: the annotation of a GenBank genome assembly
AUUCCCUACUAUUGAUUCUACCCAAACUUUUACUCUUAUCUUCCUCGUAUGAAUUGUUUCUUCGUAAAUUCAUCGUCUUUCGAUUGAAUUGGAGUCAUAAAUCAAUUGGAUUCAGAUCUAACUCAAGUUAGUGUUAAGUGUUGUUUCUAUUGGAUGCAAUCGUGUGAUAUUGAAUACAUCUCUGAUGGGAGAAGGAACUAUUUGUUUGGAGAUGCCAAAGGAAGAGAAUUCAUCAAUGGGUCAAUUCAAAAGAGAGAGACUUGAUGAUGAUACUGAUGAAAGUAAUAAAGGUGAUCACUUUCCCAAUAAGAAACAAGCUAAAGAAGCUUCUAACGAUGACAUUACAUCGGAGAUUUCAAAUCCCGUCGCGUCUCCGGUUGAAAGCACGUCACUUUUUCGUGAUGUCUCUAGCCAGCCGGUUAAGUCCGGUUUAGGUGAGUGCUCCGUGAGUGAUUUUGGUUCCGAAGAGACUGUUAGUGACGAUGCAUCCGUAGCAGGUAGCUCACAAACAGAGCAGUCGAGUGAUGUUUUACCAUCUCGUUUUGUGUUGGAGAUUCCUAAGCAUCUAAGCUCGACUGGGAUCACGAAAAUCACGUUUAAGUUGAGUAAACCAAAGAAGGAAUUUGAUGAUUUGCCUGUGAUAAAGGAUCAUACUUGUGACGUUGGUGUUGUGAAGAUGCCGAAGAAGAUUGUUGCUUUGAGCUACCCAUCUAAUGUGAAGAAGCUAUUGGAAACGGGUAUACUUGAAGGCGCUCCAGUGAAGUAUAUUUCAACCCCACCUGUGAGAGAGCUUCAGGGGAUAAUCCAUUCGGGUGGGUAUUUGUGUGGCUGUACCACUUGCAGUUUCUCGAAAGUUCUAAGUGCGUAUGAGUUUGAGCAGCAUGCUGGUGCAAAAACUAGACAUCCUAAUAAUCACAUAUUUUUGGAGAAUGGAAGGGCAGUUUAUAACAUAGUUCAAGAACUGAAGACUGCUCCUCGUGAUGUUCUUGAGGAAGUGAUAAGGAGUGUAGCUGGUUCUGCUCUGAAUGAGGAAGGCUUACAAGCUUGGAAAGCAAGUUUCCAACAGAGUAAUAGCAUGUCUGACCGGAACCAUAUCACGGAACAUUCCACUGUCAGUUAUCUUGGUUCUGGUACUGGUCCUGGUGUUGAUGAGAGUCAGAGCCUUACUCCAUGCUCUGUGGAGAACCAUUAUUUUCCAGAGAAAACAUAUGCAAAGGACACAUUAGAUGAGCCGAAGCGGAUAGCAAAGAAGCUUACUUCUCAUGUAUCUGGUACGGGUUGCCAUAAGAAAGUUUCUGAAGGAAGCAACAGAAAGAGGGACAAUGAUUUACAUCGGUUGCUGUUUAUGCCUAAUGGGCUUCCGGACGGGACUGAAUUGGCUUACUAUGUGAAAACGCAGAAACUACUACAUGGUUACAAGCAAGGAAGUGGUAUAGUAUGUAGCUGCUGCAGCAGAGAGAUUAGUCCUUCACAAUUCGAAGCGCAUGCUGGAAUGGCUGCUAGACGACAACCUUAUCGCCAUAUCUUCAUCUCUUCUGGAUUGUCAUUGCAUGAUAUAGCCAUGUCACUUGCCAAUGGACAUGUCAUUACAACUGGUGACAGUGAUGACAUGUGUUCUAUUUGUGGGGAUGGUGGAGAUUUGGUACUUUGUGCUGGAUGUCCUCAAGCAUUUCAUACAGCUUGUUUGAAAUUUCAGUCUGUGCCUGAAGGUACUUGGUACUGUUCGAGCUGCAAUGAUGGACCUAUCUCUAGUAAAAAGGCUACUGCUACUGAUCCUUCUGGCAACGCUAGGCCCAUAGUUAUAAGACUGUCAAGAGUCGUGAAAGCACCAGAAAGCGAAAUUGGUGGCUGUGUGUUCUGCAGGUCCCAUGAUUUUAGCAUUGGAAAAUUUGAUGAUAGGACUGUUAUUCUCUGUGACCAGUGUGAGAAAGAGUACCAUGUUGGUUGCUUGAGAGAGAAUGGGCUCUGUGAUUUGAAAGAAAUCCCGCAGGAGAAAUGGUUCUGCUGUAGCGACUGCAGCAGGAUUCACACGGCAGUUCAGAAUUCUGUUUCUUGUGGGGCACAAACUAUUCCUACACCUUUGUUAGACAUGAUAUGCAGAAAAGACAGAGAAAAAGGAAUAUUUACCGAUAAUGGGGAUACAGUCGAAUGGAGAAUACUUAGUGGAAAAAGUCGAUACCCAGAGCAUCUGCCCUUGCUUUCACGAGCGGCUGUAAUCUUCAGGGAGUGUUUUGAUCCCAUUGUUGCAAAGUCUGGCCGCGAUCUCAUUCCUGUCAUGGUGUAUGGGAGAAAUAUAUCUGGCCAGGAGUUUGGAGGAAUGUACUGUUUGGUCCUGAUUGUAAAUUCUCUUGUUGUUUCUGCUGCGCUGCUGAGGAUAUUUGGUCAGCAAGUUGCUGAACUUCCUAUUGUAGCCACUAGCCGAGAGUACCAAGGAAGGGGCUACUUCCAAGGGCUGUAUGCUUGUGUAGAGAAUCUUCUUUCUUCUUUAAAUGUUGAGAACCUGGUUCUUCCGGCAGCUGAAGAAGCAGAGUCUAUAUGGACAAAGAAGUUUGGCUUUACAAAGAUGUCUGACCAGCAAUUGCAGGAGUACCAAAAGGAAGUGCAGCUUACAAUAUUCAAAGGAACCUCAAUGCUAGAGAAGAAAAGGAAACGGCGACGUUUCGAUCUCAAAUCCUUUGUCCCACUUGCUAAAAUGGCGUUCGUUUCCAGCUUUCGCCGUCUCGUUGCCGGAUCCAACAGCCUCUUGUAUUCUCCAUUUUUCUUUGUUCGCCACUGCUCAACUCUUACGUCUCCCAGGCUCUUCGUUAGCGGUCUCUCCAGACUCACAACAAAUGAGAAGCUUCAGGAUGCAUUUGCUUCUUUUGGACAGCUCGUGGAUGCUAGAGUGAUCACAGACAGAGAGACCGGGAGAUCAAAGGGUUUCGGUUUUGUUACAUAUGCAACAAUUGAAGAUGCAGAGAAGGCCAAGGCAGAGAUGAACGCAAAGUUCUUGGACGGUUGGGUGAUUUUUGUGGAUCCUGCAAGACCUAGAGAACCAAGACGGCCUCUGCAACAUGAGCCGCCUCGGUCUUCCUCUGGAUCUGGUUUCACAACCAACAAAACCAUCGGCUGGUACAAAAAGUACAAUCAAUUCGGCGAUUGGUCUCAGAAGAUGCAUUCUUGUUCUCAUACUCACUUCGUAUCCUUCAAGCUUCCUCAUUUUUUCGCGCCUAAGAGUUUUGUGGCGUCUUCACGGAGAGAAUUAAGAGUGUUCGCAGUGGCAACAACAGUGGAGGAGGCGUCUGGUAAUAUACCAGCGGCUCCGAUUUCUCUACCUGAAGGGUCAUGGAAACAGAUAGCUGGUGGAGUUACAGCUGCUAAAGGGUUUAAAGCUGCUGGUAUGUAUGCUGGUUUACGAGCUGCAGGGAAGAAACCUGAUCUCGCUCUUGUAACCUGUGAUGUCGAAGCUGUAGCUGCAGGUGUGUUUACUACCAAUGUGGUUGCUGCUGCUCCUGUAGUUUACUGCAAAAAAGUUCUUGAGACUUCGAAAACGGCUCGUGCAGUGUUGAUCAAUGCCGGUCAGGCCAAUGCAGCUACAGGUGAUGCCGGUUACCAAGAUAUGUUAGAUUGUGUUGGAUCUAUUGCGACGCUACUUAAAGUGAAGCCAGAGGAAGUGUUAAUUGAAUCAACUGGUGUUAUCGGUCAGAGAAUAAAAAAGGAAGAGCUUCUUCAAGCACUUCCAGCCCUAGUCAACUCGAGAUCAGACGCUGUUGAAGAGGCAGAUUCUGCUGCUGUAGCAAUCACGACAACAGAUCUUGUAAGCAAGAGCGUUGCAAUUGAAUCACAGGUUGGUGGAAUCAAGAUUCGAGUUGGUGGUAUGGCAAAAGGCUCCGGGAUGAUCCAUCCAAAUAUGGCAACUAUGUUAGGUGUCAUCACAACAGAUGCACUAGUUGAAAGUGAUAUCUGGAGAAAGAUGGUAAAGGUUGCAGUAAACCGAAGUUUCAACCAGAUCACUGUAGAUGGAGACACAAGUACUAACGACACAGUCAUUGCUUUAGCGAGCGGGCUAUCUGGAUCACCUUCUAUAUCAUCUUUGAACUGUAACGAAGCUGCACAGCUUCAGGCAUGCCUCGAUGCGGUGAUGCAAGGACUUGCUAAAUCAAUAGCUUGGGAUGGUGAAGGUGCUACAUGUCUCAUCGAGGUAACUGUUAAAGGAGCAGAAACUGAAGGAGAAGCAGCGAAAAUUGCACGCUCGGUGGCUUCCUCUUCCCUAGUCAAAGCAGCUGUUUAUGGGAGAGAUCCAAACUGGGGACGCAUAGCUGCAGCUGCUGGCUAUGCCGGGGUUUCUUUCCAGAUGGAUAAGCUGAAGAUAUCGCUCGGCGAUUUCUCACUCAUGGAGAGUGGUCAACCUCUUCCGUUUGACAGGGAUGGAGCCAGUAUCUACCUCAAGAAAACCGGCGAGGUUCACGGAACAGUUACAAUCGAUAUAUCCGUAGGUGAUGGUGCAGCCAUCGGAAAGGCAUGGGGAUGCGACCUUAGCUAUGACUAUGUCAAGAUCAACGCUGAGUACACCUCAUAGGACUGAGACUGAGAGACAGAGUUUCAUGUACUAUUGUUGUGUUAUGAUCUCAAAUUAUAAACUGAUUUUGCUUCA